AGAUGGAUAGGGAACAUAGUGGAGAAAAUUGCCUAGAAGAUAAUGUAGAUGAUGCAAGUGAUGACAUGUCAAUAUCCAAUACAAAUGAUGGUUUAGAGUUUGAAAAUAUGUGGAAACAUGUUAUGGACACUUGGCAACGACAACAAGUGGAGGCAAUAGUUCAGUUAUUAUGUUAUAUCGUUAAUCUCUUAUGGUUAUUGAACAUCCAAGCAAUGAUUAUUGGUAAACCCUUAAGCAGUAUAAAUGCGGAAAGAGAUGCAUUACGACAUAAGUUAAUGUGUGAGCUCACUGCAAAUGAAGUCAUUUGUCGUGAUAUUCUUCGCAUGGGUCCAGUCGCAUUUGCUGAAUUUUGUGGAAAGCUCAGAGCUACUGGUUUACUUAAGGACUUUAGACGUGCUACGGUGGAAGAGCAAGUAGCUAAGUUCUUACAAAUUUUAGGCCAAAACUUUAGAAAUCGCGCAUUGGGAUUUUUUUUCCAUCGAUCAGGUGAGACAAUAAGCCGUCAUUUUCAUAAUGUCUUGAGAGCAGUAGUGGCACUUGAAGCCGAGUUCCUUAACCAACCAACUGGAGCUGAUGUUCACCCUCAAAUUUUGAAUAAUAAUAGAUUCUAUCCAUACUUCAAGGUAAGCAAAAUUCAGGUCAAAUGAAUAUAUAUUAUGUAUUUUAUUUAGUUACUGUAACUUCUAAGAAGAUCUAGGUGCAUGUACUUGUCUAUACAGAAUUGUGUUGGUGCAUUAGAUGGAACACAUAUUCGAGUUAAAGUGCCAAGAGAACUUGCCCCUAGAUUUCGAGGGAGAAAAGAAUGGCCUACGCAAAAUGUGUUAGCAGCAUGUUCUUUUGAUAUGAAAUUCACUUAUGUGUUACCUGGUUGGGAAGGAACUGCAUCUGACUCAAGAAUCCUAAAAAAUGCAUUGGAUAGAGAGGAUAAACUUUUAAUUCCACAAGGAAAAUUUUAUCUCGUGGAUGCUGGAUUACCAUUGAGGAGUGGAUUAAUUGCACCAUAUCGAGGUGUUCGUUACCAUUUGAAUGAAUACUCCAGACGCGGACCUCAAAAUGCUAAAGAAUUAUUUAACCAUCGUCAUGCAUCACUCCGUAAUGUCAUUGAAAGAGCUUUCGGUGUUUUAAAGAAAAGGUUUCCAAUUAUAGCUAGUGGCACUGAACCCCAUUACUCAUUUGAAACAAUGAUUGAAAUUGUCUUGGCAUGUUGUAUAAUACACAACUUCUUAAUGGGUGUUGAUCCAGAUGAAAAUUUAAUUGCUGAAGUUGAUCGUGAGCUUAUGCAUGCCGAGGCUGAUCACCAUGUGGGCACAAGUGGUUUAGCAACGGAUGCAGAUUAUAGAAUAGGAGUUAUGUUAAGGGAACAAAUAGCAUCGCAAAUGUGGAAUGACUAUUAUAAUAACUUGUAAUCACAAUUACUAGCAAUGUGUAACUAGUAUGUAUGAUCUCUUAACAUUAAUAAGUAAAUAUAUAUUGCUAAGAUAUUUAUUGUUAUUAUAUACACAUGUGUGGAACACAAUUUACAUUCCAUGUUUAAUAUCUUCUAUUCAGCAAAAAUAUGUUAUGUAAUUUUCUUGCAGAUAAAAAAUGCCAAGGAGGAAAAAGAUUCCAAACCAGGAAAGUUCAAUGUAUGGAAGAGACCAUGUAGUAUGGACAAAUGAAAUGGACAAUGUGUUAAUAAAUGCUAUGUUGGAAGAAGAUCAUAAAGGGAAUAGACCUGAAGGAACUUGGAAUACUAGAGCUUUUGACAAUAUGCUACAAGUGUUAAGGGCAGCAUUUGGCCCUGUAAUUCAAAAAUCAAACAUUAAGAAUCGAAUGAAGACCUUGAAGAGAACCUUUGCUGAGUGUAAGGAUUUAUUUCAUGGUCUUAGUGGCUUUGCUUGGAAUCCUGUAACAAAAUUGUUUGAAGCUACUUUUGAUGUUUGGGAGCAAUUAAUUCAGGAAAAACCGGAAGCACGCAAGUGGAUGCAAACACCAAUUAAUAAUUAUGACAAGCUAUAUGAGCUUUAUGGUAACCAAAGAGCUACAGGUGAAUAUGCAGAAAGUGCAAGAGAAAAGGUUAGACGCUGGCAACGGGAGGGAAGUUCAUCUCAAAUUGAUUUGAAUGACACAUUUGAAAAUGUCAUAAUGUCUAACAGUGAGUUCAAUUGGGUUAAUGAGGUUACUGAUAACAAUAUGAAUAGUCCCGAACCUUCACUUCAUUCUCAGGGCACUUCUUCUAGAUGUUCUAAACGCAAAGUUUCAAUGAUGGAGAUGUUAGAAAAGCAAUAUGAAAGGUUAAAUAGUGGAAUUGAAAGGGUGUCAGAAGUCUUGGAAAGAGGAAAUGCUAUUGCAGAAAAGUCUCUUGCAAUUCUUGAAAGUGGUCGACCCCAUUAUUAUAAAGAGGAAGAGUUAUUUACAGAGUUGGAAUUAAUAGGGGUCCAUCCGGAUUUCGUGAUGACAGCUUAUUGUUACCUUUCAAAAAAUCCAUCAGCAACAAGGUCAUUUUUUGGUGUUCCACGAGCAAGGCGUUUGGAAUGGUUGAUGAGAGUUGUGAAUGACAAGUGAUCUAAAGAUGAAGGCUAAUUGACUGCAUGUUGUUUGAAUGAUGAUAUUUAGUGUUAUGUGAACUUAUUUUGUAUGUAAUAUUAGGCAUAAAUGAUAGUAUUUGGAUUUAUAUGUAUAAAUUUUAAUGAUUAGUAGGACAUACCAUUAAUAUUGGAAUUAGAUUUUGCUUGAAAUAAUAGCAGCAAUAGGCAAUGUCAAUUAUGGCUAUAGGAAUGCCAAACAUCCAAGUAUUGUAAGAAAAUUAAUUAUAUUACGUGAUCUAUAAAAUCUAUUAUAUUACUUU
This is a messenger RNA of Hevea brasiliensis (rubber tree), 2827 nucleotides long. RefSeq lists its product as uncharacterized. The coding region runs from base 1585 to 2544 and encodes 319 amino acids. Lineage: Eukaryota; Viridiplantae; Streptophyta; Magnoliopsida; Malpighiales; Euphorbiaceae. The record is from RefSeq and is a predicted model, not a curated record. The transcript is spliced from 3 exons.